Sabethes cyaneus is the source of this 4279-nucleotide messenger RNA. It is a transcript of the gene Dp, whose product is annotated as transcription factor Dp-1. Gene Ontology annotation, cellular component: nucleus; transcription regulator complex. The record is from RefSeq and is a predicted model, not a curated record. NCBI's taxonomy places the organism in Eukaryota, Metazoa, Arthropoda, Insecta, Diptera, Culicidae. Gene Ontology annotation, molecular function: DNA-binding transcription factor activity, RNA polymerase II-specific; RNA polymerase II transcription regulatory region sequence-specific DNA binding. The coding region runs from base 489 to 1997 and encodes 502 amino acids. The transcript is spliced from 8 exons. Gene Ontology annotation, biological process: regulation of cell cycle; regulation of transcription by RNA polymerase II.
GGAGGAGUGGUAGCGCGACUGUUUCACUGUACAACACACAUAGCAUCGCGAAGCAGCAGCCAGCAAGUUUUAUUCGAGCGCCGCGAGAAAAGACCCGCCGAACUGGACUUGAGUUGCAGCUCUGGCAUCGUUUGACGGACAUUUUUGCAUAAAAAGUGCAAUCUUUGCAGUGGAUUUAGUGAAUCGUGCCGUGUCUGAUUGGAAUAAAAAAAGUGCCCAGUGAAAGUACAAAAUUUUCGCUCCAAGUGAUCGCAGAAAGUGUGAAAAUCGGUCCUCGUUUUCCGGGCCCAGAGCGCCUCGGAAUUUCCGUCUUGCGGGUGCGCUUUUCGCGGAUCGCCAUUUUGAACAUUCGGUUUUGUGUGUUCUUACUUUUUGGUUUCUGGUGGUGCGGUUUGAGAAAAUUAAGAACUAAAUUGAUAUUGGUCGGUAGCAUUGAAAGUGCUUUAAAUUCCAGUUAGGGACUAGUGCGUGACAGGCGUUUCCUCAGAAUGGCCCAUCAGAACAAACCGGUCAGCAUCGUGAUUCAGGAUCCGAAUGGUCAGCAACAAAUUCUACAGGUGAUGCAAACAGCGUCCACAACCGGCCGCCCAUUGACGUCGGCCAGUGUAAAGACGAUCGUAAAGGAAGUGACCGGUCAGGAAACGAAUGCAAUUAUAUCUGGACAGAGUUUUGCCACCCCUGUAAUGCCGAAAUUAGCACCCGGUCAGAAAAUCAUCACAGUGAACAAUCCCAAACUACACAUUGUGAACUCACCUGCAGCUAAAAGUGCCAACGGCAAGCCGCUGGUACGGUUGUCACAGCUGGGUGGUCAACUGAAGCUGAUUGCAGCUCCGGGACAAAUCAGUGGCACACCGAUCACGGGAAGAAACCUAACCGCCAUGCUAGCGCCUUCGACUUCGGUCGCUCCGUCGACCUCGGUGUCGGCCACGGUCGUAGCACCGGCCGCAUCCACGUCCACAUAUGUCAGCACAAAUGGUCAACAAAUGAUCAGUGAAGCGCCGGUCAACAGUCGACCGGCAGCAGCGACACGUGGUUCAAAAGGAUCUCAACAUGCCAACCAACAGCACCAGACACAGUACAACUACGGCAAGAAAGCCUCACCGGCUACCGCCGGUCCAAUUCACACGCCAGCAUCUCGACGGAGAAAGACCGACAAAAUUGGACGUGGUCUGCGGCACUUUUCAAUGAAGGUAUGCGAGAAAGUGAAGGAAAAGGGAACAACCUCGUACAAUGAGGUAGCGGAUGAGCUCGUUGCCGAGGAAACUCAGAGUCAUCCGGGAGUAGAUCCGGCUUCAUACGAUCAGAAAAACAUUCGCCGGCGAGUGUAUGACGCAUUGAACGUCCUGAUGGCCAUGAAUAUCAUUUCCAAGGAGAAGAAGGAGAUCCGCUGGCACGGGCUUCCCACUAGCAGUGUCCAAGAGUGCGACGAUUUGGAGAAGGAAAACGAAAAAACUCGAAAACGGAUCGAGUUGAAGCAGCAAGAACUGAAGGACCUUAUUCUACAGCAUGUGGCGUUCAAGUCGCUGGUUACUCGGAAUCAGGAGUACGAAGAGCGAGGUCUUGUGCCGAAUCCCAGCUCAGCCGUUCAGUUGCCAUUCAUCUUAGUGAAUACCGAUAAGAAAACUCACAUUGAUUGUAGUAUUACGAACGAUAAAUCGGAGUUUUCGUUCAAAUUCGACAACAGGUUCGAAAUUUACGAUGAUCUCCAAGUACUGAAGCGGAUGGGCUUACUACUAGGUCUAGAAAAAGGCAAGUGCACCGAUGAAGAUAUUUGCAAAAUCAAAUCGAUGGUUCCGGAAACCCUGGCAAAGUAUAUUGAUGUGUACGGUCUCGGCAUCGAAAACGACACGGAAGACUGGGAUAUGGCUUCCGCCUACACUGGUCAGGACUACGACGACAGCGUACAGGAUGCAACUGAUCUACUGUCCAGCUAUCAGGACAACACCAGUGAACUCAACGAGGACGAUCUGAACUCAGAUGAUGGUCAGGAUGGUUAGAUUUCCUCCGACGUGUCCACUCAUUCCAGCCUAUUAAAUCGGCUGGAUCAGCGGGUGGAAUGGUAUUGACACGACGGAAUGCAACCCGGAAUGGAGUAAAAUUCAGUUGUUAUUUUCUUUUCAUACACGUUCUUUUGACGAUCUGCUGGUAGGGUAUUCAAUUCGUACUCAAUAAAAUAGUAGUACGAAUGAAAACGCAAUUUUGCCCUAGAUUUAUCCGAGUGUGAGUAGGUGAAAGAAGACUUUUACGAUACGGUCGUUUGUGUUAUGCACACUUAAGUUAGAUUGCCGUGAACCAUGCUAGUAUAUGGUUCGUAACCGAGGAACCUAACUAAAGAGUAGCAUGGAAUUGAGAAGAGAACUAUGGUUAGGGCUAAGAUUAAAAGUUAAAUGAAGAAUGGAUUAUCGCUUUCCUUUUUGAUCUAUUGGGAUUCUCGACAGAAAGGUCCAUCAUAAACAAAAACUACUCUUAAGCCGUGUAUCAAUUACACAAUGAAAAGAAAAACAGAUUGUUAUAUUGUUAAUCAUAUAGGAUAAACACAACUACCCUUAGAAUGUACGGAUAUGAGCGAAAAUAAACUUUAUAUGCAACAAAGCGCAGGUGUUUGGUAGAAAGAAGUGCUAAAACCUUAGGUUACUGUUUAUUUUAAACAAUAACCGAGAAUAGCGAUAUACAAAAUAAUCAGAAACUUGGCUCUGGAAUGGCGAAAUAUAUUCUAAUCGUACACGAAGAAAGCAAGGAACUCUAGUUAAUUAUCAAUGCACCAGAGAGUACAGAAUGUAACCUUUUUCACCGGAUAACAUGUCGCAAAUAAUAUCAUUAAAAACAGUCGUUUGUUUUCUUUUUUUUAUCGUGCAAAGAAACAGAAUAAAGGUCAACAGUUACAACUACAAGGCAUCCCAUUAAGCAACAUGGGCACACACCUCAGACUUUUAUUUCAAACAAGUAAUGUAGUAGUAAACCAGAACAAGAUUUUUGCAGCAUCAUACAUUAUGUAGCUACGUAAGUAACACAAACAAAAAAAUAGCAUAUAAGGUUUAUAUAUACAAGUCGUGUCAUAUUUUUCUAGAACAUGUUAUUUUCUGUUGUUCUCUGUGAGCUUGUUUUUAGCUUAGUGCUUCCUUCAUCCCAUAAUUUAAACGAAAAAAGACACUUUCUGUCUUAUAAUUUCCCUAUGUAAGAUGGACGUUUCAUAGGAAACCUAUAAAAUAAUAGAAUGCCUCUCAUGGUGUUUGAUUGCCCAGAGACGAAUUGAAAUUCUUUUCUAACCCCAUGCUGUUUGCGCUAUUUUUAAUCACCCUUUCAGAUAUUCUCCUGGCCAACAGUGAAGCAAAACGAAAUGGGCGGAAUGUUCUGCUCAAGCCCUACCCCCAUUUAUGAUUUUUUCACUGUUACAAAAUGCUUUCUCCAGUAAUUUUUAACGCAAUCCGCGUCGUACCUAACACUGCACAACUGUUUCGUUAUCGCAUCCUUCCGAUGAACGAGUUACAGAUCUAAAUAGAGUUAAUCGAACUUUAUUUUUAAGUUCUUCUGGAGGUCAGGCAAUACGUCGAUUUAGCACUAAAAGGUCUAGGAGUAAAACAAAACAGAAAAGAAACAAAUACUAUUGCAUGAGAUUGUACAGAUUUAUUGGGCUUAACUGUAACAAAAUCUAGAACUUAUACAGGACUAUUAAGACGCUGACAAUGGGAGUUGAUGAUGAUGAUAAUGAUAUGAGCGGCAGAAGAAACCAGAGCGAAUGUAAACACUAUUCCGUAUGGCCUUUAUGGCACAAAUUCACACUUUUUAGAAGUGAGCAUUUCUUAUACUAAACGAAACAAAUCAGCUCUAAGUAAACCACUUGCUUUAGGUUAUCGAUCUUACGUUUGCCAACUCAAUUGAAUAAAAAAAUACAAACUCAAAGUAAAAUGUUAAAAAAUAGUUCACUCGGAACCGAGUGUUUCUAUAUGACUUCAUUUCACUUGGAAGAACAUUGGAUUUAUUUUGUUCUUGUUUAUAAGUUUAUAUAUUUUACGUUCGAGUUUUUUUAGAUAUAUCAGAUUCUAGAAAUAAAACAAUAAAAGCAUGGAACAUUAAGGUCGAAAAUGAAAAAAAAAACUGUAUUACUACAAUACCGUUCCAUGCCAUAGUUUUGCUUUUUCUUUGAAGAAAAGAAAAACAAAGUGUAAAAUAUAAUUCUAUGGACAAUGCUACACUUUAACGUUAAAUUUAAACAUUAUUUUAUGUUAAGCAAAAUUUUAUGUUUGUUUUUUUUUGAAACCCUAUUAAUGAUAAAUUUUGA